AUGCCUGUUGUAGCUCAUUGUGAAAAUGGACUUACAUUUGAUGUGUUUGCUGAGAAUGCAUCUUGGGUUGGAUGUGAUUACUAUGCUUUGAAGUCUGGCAAGGCUGCGUGGAUCAAAGGCAAUCAGGUGAAGUAUUACGAUCUAAAAGAUAAGAAAAUGAUUCUGGAGACGGAGAUGGAAAGGCCCAGAGAGAUUGAGAUGUCCGAUGAUGGCAAGAAUGUAGGAGUGGCUAAUGGCAAGGGGGAAAUGGUGGUUUUUGGGAAAGACGGGGUUAUGCUAAAGGUAGAGAAUGUAUCCAAGUUUAGAAUUUCCAACACCUUGGUUGGAUAUGUCUCGAAUUCAUCAUUUUUCAUUCAUCAGAUCAAAGAGGAUAAAAUAGAAGAGUGCCCGUUCCACACAUCAAAGGUCUCCAUAUUAGAGUUCUUUAUUUCUGGAGAAUUUGUUUUUCUUGCGACAAGAAGGCUCGAGAAGGAUGGAAUGCACAGGCUUCUGCGUAUAAGUAAAAGCUCGGUAGAAGUCCUCCAUAGCCUGAAAGAACUGCAAGGAUUUACCUUGAAAGCACAUGAGUCUGGAAGAUACGUAUUGCUUCUUCUGAUGACGUCCUAUGUGAACAACAGCUAUUUCCCGGAGUCCGACCUAUAUUUGCAUGACAUUGAUAGACGGUCUUUCAAAAGCCUUGGAUACUCGCCUGUUCACUCGUACGCCUUUCUCUCUAGUGGAUUUGUGGUAUGCCACGGGCCACAGCCUAGCGAUGUCUCGGUUCACGAGCUGGAUGGCAAACUGAAGCACAACUUUCCAGAAGGUACCAGAAAUAGGGUAUUCUUCAACCAGCACGAGAAUGUUGCUGUAUUUGCAGGAUUUGAUAACCUCUCUGGGGAUAUAGAAGUGUUUCAUGCUCCUUCAAGAAAGCUCAUAGCAAAGUUCAAUGUACUUGGAGCAUCUCUGGUUAACUGGAAAGAAAACGGGUCAUACUUUUAUAUUUCAACAACAAGUUACUUCCAAGAAGAUAACAAGAUAACACUCUAUGACUACUAUGGGAGAAAGGUAGACGAAAGGAGAUUUGAGUCUUUGUUUUCCUCCAGUGUCUAUGGAGAGACGGAAGAGUUCAUUGAGAUAGAGAAGCCUGAAAAGCUGAACAUCGAGAUUCAGGAAAAGUACGUUCCGCCCUCCAUCCAUAGCUUUAUACCGAAGGCUGCAUUUGAGAGCAAUGUGGCCAAGAAACAGGAGAGGGCAAGGCAGCAAAAGCCAAAUGGAAGAACCAAGGAUGAGAUUUUGAGUGAUCUUAAGGAGAUUGAAGGUCUAAAGGGCAGAAUGAAAAAUGGAGAAGAGCUAUCUGUGAAGGAGCUGAACUUGAUUCUGAGAGAGUCAAAACUAAAAAGCGAUCUGAAGAGCCUUGGAGGGUGA
Encephalitozoon hellem ATCC 50504 is the source of this 1404-nucleotide messenger RNA. Its product is annotated as eukaryotic translation initiation factor eIF2A. The transcript has a single exon. The record is from RefSeq and is a predicted model, not a curated record. The coding region runs from base 1 to 1404 and encodes 467 amino acids. Gene Ontology annotation, cellular component: cytosolic small ribosomal subunit. Gene Ontology annotation, biological process: translational initiation. Lineage: Eukaryota; Fungi; Microsporidia; Unikaryonidae. Gene Ontology annotation, molecular function: mRNA binding; translation initiation factor activity; tRNA binding.